ACCGAAUGAAUGAUGGUCAGUCAAGUUGACUACACUGUGAAAAGGUAUACAAGAUGGCGUCCCGUAUUAAUGUCACAAGAUUGCGACACAUUUUCUCUUAUUUAACGGCUAAACAAAAUGCGCAAAACGUAAUAGCCGUUAGAAAUUUUCACUCCAUAACAAGUUCUGCUGUCCUUCCUAAUGGCCAGCACAAAGACUACCUACUAUGCAGACCUCAGACUGGAUUUGUAGAAGGACAACGUUCUAUGUUCAUUCAAACGCAGGAUACACCAAACCCCAACAGCUUGAAAUUUUUACCAGGAGUUGAUGUACUUGGUCCAGGUAAAACUAAAGAUUUCCCCAAUGGAACGGAAGCAUUUUGUUCCCCCUUGGGUAAACUACUAUUCCGAAUUGAAGGCGUCAAAGCAGUCUUUUUUGGGCCGGAUUUUAUAACAGUUACAAAGGUUGAUGAAGAUAUGGACUGGAAGGUUUUAAAACCAGAAAUAUUUGCCACCAUUAUGGACUUUUUUGCUAGUGGACUUCCUAUUAUAAAUGAAUCUGCCCAGAAACCUUCAGACACAGAAAUUGCGGAGGAUGACGAUGAGACUGUUCAAAUGAUAAAAGAGUUACUUGAUACUCGAAUCAGACCAACAGUACAGGAAGACGGAGGAGAUAUUUUAUUUAUAAGUUUCCAAGAUGGGAUUGUAAAAUUAAAAAUGCAAGGUUCCUGCUCAUCCUGUCCUAGUUCUGUUGUAACUCUGAAAAAUGGAGUUCAGAAUAUGUUGCAAUUUUAUAUACCAGAGGUGGUUGCUGUGGAAGAGGUUACUGAUGAUUUGGAGAUAAUGACAAAGUUUGAAUUUCAAAAAUUAGAGAGGAAACUUCAAGAAAAAGAAGAAAAGAAAAAGGAGUGAAGCAACUAUCUGUAAAAUUAAUCAAUAAUAAUAAUAAAAUAUAUCAUAACAAUGUUUAUUAAA
Messenger RNA from Frankliniella occidentalis (western flower thrips), 953 nucleotides. RefSeq names its product NFU1 iron-sulfur cluster scaffold homolog, mitochondrial. Gene Ontology annotation, biological process: iron-sulfur cluster assembly. Bases 54 to 890 code for a protein of 278 amino acids. Gene Ontology annotation, molecular function: iron-sulfur cluster binding; iron ion binding. NCBI's taxonomy places the organism in Eukaryota, Metazoa, Arthropoda, Insecta, Thysanoptera, Thripidae. The record is from RefSeq and is a predicted model, not a curated record. Gene Ontology annotation, cellular component: mitochondrion. The transcript is spliced from 7 exons.